CUUAUUAAAAUAUUUAAAAACAGAGGUCUUAGCUGUAACUGGAUCCAUUUCAUGCGCAUUGCUGUAAGAAACGCUAUUUUAAGAUUUUGCUAUAUUGAUAGCAUGUUAUGUUUGGCUCCUCCUAACUCUCAAGACACUUUCAAACAGGUUAAAUUACUCUUUGCUGGAGAAAGGCAAGUAUGUGACCAGAUAUUCCAAGGCUUCGAUUCUCUUAGUGAUCAGUGUUUUGCACAAGUUACAGUGAGCAGUGUCUCAAUGCUACUUAGCUUUGGGGAUGCCAUAGCUAGGAGCAAGAGAUCUCCUGAAAAGUUGUUUGUACUCUUAGAUAUGUAUCAGAUCAUGCGGGAGCUUCAUACAGAGAUUGAGACAAUAUUCAAAGGUAAAGCAUGCGUUGAGAUUAGAGAUUCUGCUAUGGGGUUGACAAAGCGGUUGGCGCAGACUGCUCAGGAAACAUUUGGUGAUUUCGAAGAAGCUGUUGAAAAAGAUGCUACGAAGACUGAUGUUCUAGAUGGGACUGUCCACCCACUCACAAGCUAUGUCAUCAACUACGUCAAGUUCUUAUUCGACUACCAAGCGACGUUGAAGCAACUUUUCUUGGAAUUUGGAAAUGGGGAUGACUCAAAUUCGCAGCUAGCAUCCGUAACAAUGCGGAUAAUGCAGGCACUUCAAAACAACUUAGAGGGGAAAUCAAAACAGUAAACACACUUGUUCCUGAUGAACAACAUUCAUUACAUGGUUAGAUCUGUGCGCAGGUCAGAAGCCAAGGAUUUGUUAGGCGAUGAUUGGGUUCAAAGGCAUAGGCGUAUCGUUCAACAACAUGCAAACCUAUACAAAAGAACUGCUUGGACAAAGAUAUUACAAACCUCGUCGGCGCAAGGGUUGACCUCAUCCGGAGGAGGGAGUCUAGAGGGAGGAAACAGCAGCGGAGUUUCAAGAGGAUUAUUCAAAGAGAGAUUCAAGAUGUUCACUAUGCAAUUUGAUGAGUUGCAUCAGAGGCAAUCUCAAUGGACAGUUCCAGACACAGAGCUAAGAGAGUCACUAAGACUUGCUGUUGCUGAAGUACUAUUGCCUGCUUACAGAUCAUUCCUCAAACGCUUUGGGCCUCUAGUUUAGAACGGGAAGAAUCCGCAGAAGUACAUAAAAUAUACAGCUGAAGAUCUCGAGAGAUUGUUGGGUGAGUUGUUUGAAGGAAAGUCUAUGAAUGAACCACGCCGGUAAAAAACAAACAACCAAAGCUAAUUGUGUGUAAGGUAAAAAUUCUUUGAAACUCUUUUUUUCUUUGAUCUCAUUAGUUGCCAUUAUAUAUGGAGUGUGUGUCCACUUUUCCUGUUUGAUUGUAUUCUUUUUAGUUGACUGAUAAGUGUGUAAAUUACUCGGAAAGGGAGGUUGUUUCUCUUUUGUUUACGUUCACGUUUUAGAAAUAAUCAUAUGGCCUAAUAAGUCUAAAAGCACAAGUAUAUGACUUAUGAGAUCUCUUCAGUAUGAAAGAUUUCAUCAGAAAUUUAGAGCUUUUAAAAUGGCAUUUUAUAAUACUAUUUUGAAUCAAAAAUAAAGUUGAAAUGAAGUUGUUUUAAUUAAGUCGAUUAGUAACUCGUAAGGAUUUAUAGAGAAUUGUUAAGGUCAUAACAAAACAAAGAAUUCUAAAUUUAAUGCACAAAAGAAAUCAAAUCAUUUUUAAACAAAUAUGAAACCGACCACAACCUUGUUCUUGAACCAGACAAGACAAUAGAGCUCUGUCGACAUGCAUACCUAAGGCGAAAAAAGAGAGAAAGAAAUCGUUUUUAAUUAGUAAAAUAAUGCGUGAUGAGAUGGUUUUGUUGAUUAAUCACAUGUUUGGUAAUGGCAUAUUCCUUUUAGAAGAUCCAAAUUCUCCCAGCAUCUUUACAUGGGCUUGCUCAUUUCCAUCACCUCCUUCCACUUUUCCAAAAAUUAUAAUAAACAUAAUAAUUUCAUUUAUUUCAAUGUCAUCUUUACACCAAUGACAAUUCUUACUUUUAUUCCCCUUUACACCAAUAAUAUAUACAUCUUAUUUUAAUUUUUCCCACUUUUUGUUGUUUUAUACCCACUUUAAAAUUCUAUAUAUACUCUGAACUCAUAUACAGUUCUACAUACGAAUGCACUAUUCACAAAUAGUUUUAAUGUCGGUAUAAAUAGAUACACCAAGUGUUAUAUUUGUAUUCACUUUCGGAUACCGUCUAAGAAUAAUAAAAUAAUUUAUUAUUAACAGACACGAGAUACCGUGGUUACACUGAACUGAUUAAUAAUUACAAAAAAAUGUGUUAAAGAAAAAGUAGAAAGAACACUAUGACUUGUGCAAGACAAAGUGUUCUCAAUCUCUCUUUAAAUGUGUCUCCAAGACCAAACACAAAGAGAGAAAUCCACUAAAGCCCUAACAUCCAUUGUUGAAAUUCUCUUUGGCACAACACCAAACACAUCAUAUAUGGCCAUCCCCUAAAGAAAGUGAAGAUGAAGAACCCUCUGAUCGAUAUGAAGAUGUCACCAUAAAGGGCUUUGGAGGUUCGGAUUUCUCUUUAGGGGAUGGCCUAAACACACAAGAGUACUCACAAUAGGUGUUGUGUGAAUGAUAAUCAUCAUCAUUAUCUUUAUCAUUAUGUCGAUGAUGAGGAUUGUGGGUGAAUGGAGCGAUGAAGAUUGCAUGAAGGUUGAUGAAGACAAGCUUGAUUUGUCUUUUGUUAUCUCCCUCGUUAGGGCAACUUCGAUCCUUUGGCAAGCUUCGUUACUACUUACUUACUCUCUUUGAUCUCUUUGUCUAUGUGCUUCGUUUAGUUUGUUUACAGUUUUUUUUGCGUUAGCGUCUUGAAUUGUGUUAUGUUUGUGCUUGACAGCUUGAAUGUGUGUGUGGUGUUGUAAACUUGUAAUCCCCUGUGAUGCACCACUCAAGUGUGUUUUCCCUAUCUGUGUGAGGAAUAAACGAAUAUUCGGUUU
Molecule: messenger RNA, 2946 nt
Organism: Brassica rapa (field mustard)
Lineage: Eukaryota; Viridiplantae; Streptophyta; Magnoliopsida; Brassicales; Brassicaceae
Product: exocyst complex component EXO70A1
Biological process (GO): exocytosis
Cellular component (GO): exocyst
Molecular function (GO): phosphatidylinositol-4,5-bisphosphate binding
Source: RefSeq, a predicted model, not a curated record